Seminavis robusta is the source of this 1338-nucleotide messenger RNA. Lineage: Eukaryota; Bacillariophyta; Bacillariophyceae; Naviculales; Naviculaceae. The record is from the annotation of a GenBank genome assembly.
AGGCAUACUAGCCACCGGUAUCUAGCUAGCUACCGUAGCAGGUAGCAGGGCUUUCAGCGAUUUCCUGUUGUCACUGUCUCUCCUCACUCCUCAACAUCGAGGAUGAAUCUAUGCUUACACUGAGAGAAGAAGGAUGAUGACUAAAACCCUUUGCUCCCUUUCACUGCUGCUUCUGCUAUGGACCAGGCAUGUCAGUUCGGAUUGUAGUGAGGGAGGAGACUUGAGCCUACGGCGGUCCAUGCUCCGAGGAUUACUUCCCCGAGCCUUGCAAGGAGGAGGUGGACCCGGCGGACCCGACGACAUCAAGACGGACGAUGCUACUUCCUGCGAUGGAGAGGGAGAGCUACCUAUUCCGCCAGGCCAUGGCCACGGACAUCCAACGCCCUCGCCUCCACUCCCAGGGCUUUCCAGCAGUAGUUCUUUGGAAGAGCAGUGCUUUUCGGCAGAUGCCACAGUGGAGGUGCUUCAAAACAAGGGGGGCAGUAUUGCCACCAUUGCCAUGUCCGAUUUGCGGGUGGGGAAUAGGGUAUGGACAGGCAAUACUAAUAAUAAUGGACCAUUAUUCCAACCAGUGUAUGCCUUUGGUCACUGGAAUCCUCAUGCCAUCAACAAGUUCCUUAAGAUUGCAACAAGCUCUGAUGAGUCUCCCCUUGAGAUUUCGAGUGAGCAUUUUGUGUAUCUCCAAGGCCGCAAGAAUCCCAUCAGAGCAGGUUCUAUUCAAGUUGGAGAUGUCUUGCAGGGUGUGGCUCCAUCAAUGAAUGUAACUGAACAGCAACGCAUGGUUGUGGAGUCCAUCACUACCAUUGAAAAGAUGGGUUUGUAUGCUCCACUGACAGCUGGUGGAACCUUGGUAGUGAAUGGAGUUUUGGCUUCUUGCUAUGUAUCCUUGCAAGAACAGCAGCACCCAAAUACUGAUGACACUCAAAUCACCAUGAAAGGAGGCCUUCCUCUGUUGUCUCAGCACGAUUUUAUCCAUUACUCUUUGUCACCCUUUCGCUUGGCCUGUACCAACACAUGGCUUCCAGGACCUGCCAACACCAUUUGUCAUUCCUAUGAUGCCAAGGGGUAUCCUCAUUGGAUUGGAAUGGCUAUGCAGGCAUUCCAUUGGGUGGAUAGUCUCCACAUCGUGCUUCAGUUUCUGUCUCUGGUAAUGUGGCUGGCCGUGGUGGUGCCUUGUCUGGCAAUAGAAUGGCUACUUUCAAGCUCCGGUCCUACUACUAUGGCUGCUUUGUAUGCCGGCAGCCUCAUUAUCAGGACGAUAAAGUGAGCUUAAAUGUUGUAUAAUCGUUAAUAAGUAUUCAUAAGAGUGUUUUUAUAAAGCGAUAUUUGUUAAUCAAC